This is a messenger RNA of Bactrocera oleae (olive fruit fly), 4821 nucleotides long. RefSeq lists its product as uncharacterized. The record is from RefSeq and is a predicted model, not a curated record. NCBI's taxonomy places the organism in Eukaryota, Metazoa, Arthropoda, Insecta, Diptera, Tephritidae.
CAACAGUUGAAACGGCAGUUAAAGCACGAGCAUGGAAACGACUACUCAUACAAUUCGGUUGGCAGCACAUAUUUUAGCCAAUUACCAGUGCUAGCUGCGGUACACUUAGCAAGUUUAGUUUACAAUACGAGCUCUUGGACUAAUGUUCAUGGGUGAUGCAUACCGGGCCAAUUUUAGUGAACGGUUUAAUAGCAGAUGGUCAAUUUGAAAAUAAAAAUCCAAAAAAAGUAAAAAACAAGUAAUGAUUAAUGAAAAGUAAAUUAAAGUAAUUAGAAUAAUCACUAGCAUUACAUAAUUAAAGUGGGCAAUGAUUUAAACAAAACACACAAAGAAAGAGUGCAAAUGGAAUAUAAGUAGUAAAAAGUAUGCUAACAUAAUACAAAAAAAAAAGAACAAUGCUCCAAAAGCGAAUUUUAGUGAAGUGCGGUAAGCGUUGACGCGCCCAUUUGGGAGUGUGGUGCGGAGCAGAUAAGUGUAACGUAGUGCACUCAGUGAGCUAUUUCGGCGUUUGGCGCCCACAAAAUUGGCUUGCAUUUUUGUUGUAACUGUUUUAACAUUUUACCCGCGGCCUGCGAAAUAAAACUAACAAAAAUACUAAUAUAUUUGUACAUAUGUAUGUGUGUGUGUAUCAAUGUGAGUCUUUCUAUAUGCUUGGCUUAGGCGACGACAGCGACGCGCCCGACAAGAUUUAAGAGUUGGCAGUGGCUCAGCAUCUGGGCUUUGGCUUGUUUGAUUCCCUUCGUCUAUUCUUUGCUUACAUUUUGCUGUUGUUGUCUUUUCCGCAACUGGCUUUCAAGAGCUGGCUAUCAGCGGUGGUGGCAGCAGCGCAUUUGCAACCGUUGUGGCCGUGUGUGCCACUUUUGUUUGUGUCUCUCCGUUUGCAUCUCUGUUUAUAGUGCGCGUCCAACUUACUGUAAAUUGCAAAACAGUGACAUACAACACAAGAAAAUCGAGAAAAAAUAUAGCUAAGCUAAACAAAGCGCAAAAUUAUUGCUAACGUGCAACGUGCGUGCGUGUGUGUUUGUGGCAACUAGAUUAGUCAGCUGUAUAUAGAUUAUUACGCUAACUAAGUGGUAUUAACUUAAUUAAAAAUAAGAAAUUUAAGAUACAAAAUAUUACAUAAUACUUAAUAUUCUGAUAACAGAUAUAAUUUACUCAACAUAAAACCACAACAAUAAUAACAAAGCUAAUGAAUCCUAAUCAUGAACUGAAAGUGUUGAUUUUUGAAUAAAAAGAAAAUAAUAAUAAUAAUGAAUAAAAAAAAUUAAAGAAAUACAAAAAUUUAUUAAACAUUUUGAAAAACUACAGGUAAAAGAGAAAAUACAAAAACAAAAAAAAAAAUAAUAAUAAUAAAAUUAUAUAAAUACAGUAGCAACCAAUAGGAUUUUGAAAAUAUAAUGGAAAAAUUCAUCAUUCGAUUAAAAUAUAAGUGUCAAUUUCCUCCAAAAAGAUCUGAACAAUUUUGGAAACACAAAAGCGUGAACGUGCUGCAUAAUUAAUAUUCAAAGUAAGCCUGAAAACUAAGUUCAACACUAUUUGCAUAUUGUGUGUGCAUAAAUAAACAUUUGUCUGGUUGCUUUGAAAGUUUUCCCUGCAACAUCUCAUUUAUUCUCCAAACGCCAAGUGGUUGAUUUCUUAUUCUUGUGUUAAAAACUUUUAGAACGUACAAAUACAGUUGGCAGCGUAUAAAUAGGCAUUAGGUGCGCGUAGCUGCUUCAUUCAGUGAGAUUUAAUGGAUUUAUUGUAAAGCCGCAUAAAAAAUUACCGAUUUUGUCAACUCAUGCGCGUUCUAAAAACAAGAUAAGUGAAAAGUGCAUUGCAGCAUUUAAAUAAUAUGAAACCAGCUGUUUCACUAAUGGAGAAACCUUUUUCAAAUCACAUUGCAAGAAAAACUAUGAAAAGUUAGACAACUUUCAUGAAAAUAUGAAAUUAGCUAAAACAGCUAAGCACCGAGUUUGUAAAAUGUAAAAAGUUUCAACAUGGCUUAGAGCAGCAAAGAUUUGAAGCUGAAAGCUCAUCAACUCAUGUCAAUCACGCAGCCAAUAUUUGCGUAGCGCUACUCCACAUAUACACCCACAAGCGACGAAUUUCCGCGAACAACCAAUCAACGGCUGACAAAGCAACAAAGUAAAGUUAAAUAAAGCACGCGCCUAAAUGUAUGCAACGCAACGUGCAACGCAACUUGCUAAAACUAUAACAAUGGCAUGCAGCGUGCAGAAGCAACCCACUCAACCGCAACACACAACCGCAUCAGCAACUGUAACGGCAGCCGCCGCGAUACCACCCACGAUGGCUGUGACUGCAAUGGCAACCGCCAACAAUAACAAUAACAGUAGCAAUACGAACAACAUAGCCAGCCAAAUGGGAGGCGGUGGUAGCAACAGCGGCAGCAAUAGCAGCAUGAGUGGCGGCGGUGUUGGCAUUCUGGCCGCAGCUAUCAGUGACGCGACCAGCAAACCGCUAACACCAAAACCACGGGGCUCAUUACCGAAUGACGCAAAUCAACCGCCACAGGUGGAAUUCCACUGGCCACCCAUACCGGUGAGCACGCACACUAGCAAUCUGCGCUUGAAUAUGAUGAAUCAGAAUCCGAAGGACCUGCACACGGCGCGACUCAUGAUCGAGGAGUUGCGUACGAAGGUGCGCUAUCAAGCGGAGCACAUAAUGAAAUGGCGGAAAGCAUAUGCGCUACAGAUACAGCAGCACUACCGCUACCAGAAGGAGAAGUCGGAUCAGAUGAGCACGCUGACCUCACAACUUCUCCUGUUGGAGUCGCGUUUGAAGCGUAAACAAAAGCAGAUUGCGAGCCUGCUCAGCCAUCGCGAGAUCACCAUACAGCGACAACAGAAGAUUAUCGAUACGUUGUCGAAUCGACUCUCCGAUCAUGGCUUGGAUGCUAUCGAGGCGAACUUUACCACGGAGCUGGAUUCACUUAAUGACUCCGACUCGGCGGUGGUGCUGGAAGAUAUCGACUCAGAUAGCAGUAAUAUGCCAUUUGGCGCUAGGCGACGCAGCAGCGGCGGUGGUUCAGGUGGUGGCUUCGGCUCUAAUGCAGCACAGUGUGGUAGCGAUGGUAUAACCAUAGUGCGCUCCAUCUCCGAUGCCAUCGAGACGAAUUUGAAUAAGUACAGUGGCGUGCGGCGCAACAAUUGCUUUCUACGACGCCCAGAAAUAUUGGAGACUGUCUACUCGGUGGAGGAGGAUCCAGAACCAACCUCUGAUGUAGCAGAGAAACGUGAUAAAUUCCGUACUCGCUCCGAAAAGGCGCUGAGUUCAAGCUCAACGGAGGGCCAAAUAGAUAGCAACUCUUCCCAUGCACCGACGCACGCACCUUCGACACAUCCCACAUUACAUCAAACUAACGGCACUGAAGUGGAGCGUACCAAAGAGAACAUACGCAUCACACCACCAUCACCGCAACGACAACUCAGCAUUUCUAAACCGCUAGAGUCACCGACGAAGGACGGCUACACGGCAUACAGUGUCAUGGUGCCGCAGCUGCGCACCACGGCUGCCACACCGACUACCGAAAGGGUCAACGCUUUGGCGGGUGCUGAUGUUGAUGGCAGUUCGACUGGCGUUAAAUCGCAGGUAACGAACUACAAUCGCGUCAUGUCCAACCAUCGCUCGGUGACCAAACCCAAAGAUGUUAAAUAUAAACGUAUCAACAAGGCCAAGUCGAAGAGUCUGGAAGAAUUACGUGGCCGCCUCAAAAAUCUUGUGGAGCGUGGUGGCAGUACCGGCAAUGGACUCGAUGCACAUGGCGCCAGUGGUGUUGGCGUUUCUCCCUACACACACGGUCUUAUGCCACAGACCGCACAGUCAUACGCGUGACAAUGGCCAUCAUUUGGUGGUUCCACCGCUACGCUCGCCGUUAUUGCAGCUACGGCGCCGAUUGCUUCCUUUGAUGCCGACAUGGACGACUAUGCAGUAGAAGAAGAAGAAGAGUGCGAUUGCAUGAAAAUGGUGGCGCAACCACAGCAGGAAAUCCCAGCGCCUACUACCGGCACAGUGGCGGAACCUACAGAAAUCGACUGCAAGCUGAGCACUUCCGAAGAGCAAUUGCGUUCGCAACCAUUUUCGCCACUCAAGCAUUGCAUACCCAAACGUUCGUUGACUUUGCCCCGCAUACUCGUGCCGCAAAGCGCAUUCGGCUCAAGCGGAGGUGGUGCGGCUGGCUCGGGCCGCAGUGGCGGCGGGCGUAGCGGUUUCUAGCAGAUAAAGAAAUUUUUCAUACGUAAUUGUGAUAAAAAGUGAACAAGCCGAACUUCGCUCUAUUCCUCUCAGCACUCAGCUCUCUCCUCGACAUUGGCACUGAUUUAUUUUUUGUACUCACUUUAUAAUUAGCUUUUCAAUCAUUUGACUUUUGUAACAUAUGUUUCCUGAUUUUUCAACUACACUAACUAGUUUUUAGCGUAUAUUUACUGUGUUAUUCUUAAGUUUGCAUUUAUUUUGCUAGUUAAGCUGCAAGCGCAUUUAUUCAACGACAACUGCAUACAUAUAUACUUAUUUUGCUGCAGAUCUAGAGAAUUCCAGUGAUCUUUAUGCAUGUAUUUUUAAUUAGUUUAUGCUAGAAAUAUUUUAAUUUUUUAAUAAAUUUAAUAUUUUAAAAAUAUAAAAUUUCGUUUUUCUUUUUUGUAUUAUUUUGUUUAUUAGAAUCGGCUGUUUGGCAACGCUAUAGCGUUACAAUUGUGUGUGAAAAAUUUCGCAUACAAUUUUUUCAACUUCAAAUUCGUGCUUGUCAAAAUUGUGCAAACAUCAUAAAUGCUUCAAGAUAAGACGCAUCGUCAUUAAUAUGUAAGUUUUUAUUAUAUGACAACU